AUAUAGAACAGAGCAGAGGCAGUAGGCCUACAAAAUACGACAGUAGAGUGCAGUAGGCUACUGUAGACCAAUGAACUCACUGGCACAAGACCAAAUAGAUGUAUGGCGGCCCUGAAGUGCAAAACACAACCGCAUUUAAUUUUACCCGAUUAGGAUUUCACCUUAAGUACAGACAGAACCCCCGGCAGACUGGAUGGAAGGGAGGAGAAGAAGACGGAGGGUGUAAGAAACUAAAGAGUGAAGGAGGACAAAAAACGGAGGGGUGAAUAUGAAUCGAGAUCCUGGAGUCCCAGAGCUAGAUUCCUCCUUGGAGACACCUGGAAAUCCCGACAGUGAUGAGAACUCAGAGGAUCCGAUGGAGGACCCGGAGAUGGAUCCGGUGGUGGUUUGGGUUCCCAGUGGGAGGCGUCUGAUCUCCGGGAUGCUGGGUCUGAAUGUGGUGCUGCUGGGAGCGGCCCUGUUGAUCGGAGAGUCUUUACCCCCCGAGGGCCUGAAGCACCAGGAGCCCCAGGUGUUCUUGCUGCUGCUGAUGGGGGUUAGUUCGCUCUGGAUGCUGUGGUACCUGCUGUGGGCCCGGAAACAGCCCGGCAUCUGCCCGCACAAAGACCACCAUGCCGGGGGAAUCCCUGUCACCGGGGUCCUCAUGCUCUUUGCUGCCUUCAGUCUGCUGUUGCAUAUGUUCAAGGCCGGUUAUUUGAUGAUCAUGAUGGACUGUAAGCCUGUCGUUGAAGUGAUCUCUCCGUUCAUCGAGGCUCCUUUUAUCGUGCUGCAGACCUAUUUACUGUGGGCUCACUCCAAAGACUGCAUUCACAGACACAAGAUAAUCACCAGGUCGGGGAUGAUGGUGGUCCUCUCGGCCGACCUGCUGCUGUGGCUGAACGCAGUGAUAGAGGACACCAUCCAUGAGGAGAUCGAGCUAGAAAAAGGUUUCAGCAACACAACUGAAGCAGACACGUCUGAUUUAGCAGGAACGGCCAAUUCGACCCUCUGUGAUUGCAGUGCGAGCGCCGCCUGCCUCGCCUUCAGGAAAGGCUACGAAAUCCUUUAUCCCUUCAACAUGGAGUACUACCUGAUGGCCUGCUGCAUGAUCUAUGUGAUGUGGAAGAACGUGGGCCGCAGGAUGAGUCCAGGUCCCCACCAUGUCGCUCAGAAGCUGACCAUCCACGUUGUCUACCAUGGUGGGAUCAUAUGCGGCCUCGUUUUUGGCGCCCUGGUGCUCAUGGUGGGACUUGCCGUCUUCAUUCUGUAUCAGGUUUGGGUGAGCCAGGACGAGCUUCGCUUCACCGCCUUCCUCUUAUUUUACGGCUACCAUUUGGUCGUCAUGCCCCUGAUGUCUGUGUGCUCCCUGGCCGGGAUGCUGGUCCACCGGCUGGAGAGGAGGGCGAACGAAGCGGGACACAACCCCACCCGGAGCCUGGACGUGAUGCUCCUGGUGGCGGCUGCUAUGGGCCAGUUCGCCCUGUCCUACUUCUCCCUGGUGGCGGCCAUGGCCGUGGGGACGAGCGGGCUACUCGGGGAACUCGACCUGUCCUACUCCCUCCUCAGCCUGCUGCAGCUCAUCCUGCAGAACAUCUUCAUCAUCCAAGGCCUCCACAGGCACCCGAGCCUUCUCGCCAAGAAGAAAGAGAAGCAGCGGAGGAUCUUAUUCAAGCUUAAGAAAAAGGUUGCGGUGCCAAUAGAAGAUGAGAAGAAGACGGAUAUGUCAAUGCUGGAGGGGAACACGCCAGCUGCUGCACCAGAGCAUGAUGGGAAAAAGCCCUGGACCAAAAGAGCAAUACAAGAAAUCUGUUCUUUCCUCAUCUUUUGCAAUGUUAUGCUGUGGGUCAUCCCUGCGUUUGGAGUCCACCCCCAGUUUGAGAACGGCCUCGGGAAACAGUUUUUCGGCUUCUCUGCGUGGUUUGUUCUGGUGAACUUGGGUCAGCCGCUCAGCGUUUUCUACAGGAUGCACUCUGUGGGCGCUUUAAUGGAGCUGCUCAUCUCUGCGUGAUAUCCCUCUACAGUUUGUAUUUUACAUUGUCUGUUCCCUUUAGUUCCAAUUAAAUAUAUAAUAUG
Sander lucioperca (pikeperch) is the source of this 2052-nucleotide messenger RNA. Its product is annotated as proton channel OTOP3-like. The coding region runs from base 269 to 1987 and encodes 572 amino acids. Lineage: Eukaryota; Metazoa; Chordata; Actinopteri; Perciformes; Percidae. Gene Ontology annotation, cellular component: membrane. Gene Ontology annotation, molecular function: proton channel activity. Gene Ontology annotation, biological process: proton transmembrane transport. The transcript is spliced from 8 exons. The record is from RefSeq and is a predicted model, not a curated record.